UAUAAUGGAGCAUAAAGUCUAUCAAACUUUAUAAUAAUGGAGAAAUGAAAAAAAAGCAUCGCCAUCAUUUCUAAGUCCGCUUCUCUUAUUUUUCCAUCAUCGUCUCUUCUUCAUUGAUCAUUUGAGUUUAAUUUCUUCUUCGACUAUUGAUCAGAAAAAAUAAUAGAACAAAUAAAGAUGGAUUGUUCUAUAUGUAGCGCGAUGCCAUUUAUUCUAAGGCCACCAAGAAAUACUAUAUGCGCAGCUUGUUAUGAGGGAGCUAGAACUAUAAUUACGUUGACUACCAACAAGCUUGAUCAUAUUGAAAAUGCAAAAGGAAGUGAUAAUAAAACAGUAACUGGAGUUCUUUCUGCUUCUUCAUCCAAUCCUUCUAUUAAGGGAUUUGGAAAUGCGUUGAAAUGGGUGAAAGAAAUGAAGGAGAUGGAAGAGGAAUUAAAGGAGAAGCUGAAUUAUCUUAGUGGUUUUGUUGUUGCCUUGAGAGAUCAUAUUCAUACUGAUAUUUUAAUUAAACCUGGCAAUGAUGCUCCUUGUAUACCAGCACAUAGAGCUCUUCUGGCAGCUAGAUCUAAUAUAUUCAAAAACAUACUGGACUCAGAUGGAUGUAAAGCUCCACCAAGUGACAACACAAUAACAUUGUCUGAACUAAACUACGAUGAAUUAGAGUGUUUAUUAGAGUUCCUGUACAGUGGAGAUUUGGCUAAAGAGAAGGUGGAAAAACACGUAUAUUCGUUGUCAAUUGCAGCAGAUAAGUAUGAAAUCCCCUUUUUGCAGAAAUUUUGUGAGAAUCAAAUGUUGGGAUCAUUGAACACAUGGAAUGCUCUUGAUGUUUUAGAGAUUUCUGAUACUUGUUCUAAUACGUCGUUAAAGGAGACAGCGUUAAACUUCAUUGUUAAGAACAUGGAGGAUAUUGUGUUUACACCUAGAUUUGAUGCAUUUGCACUAAAAAAUCCUCAUUUAACUGUACAGAUUACUAGGGCUUCUUUUAUAGACAUUAAAAAUACAAGGCUUACUGUUUGAUUAUAUUCUUCUGUUAAUAUCAGUAACUAAUUGUAUGCUACAACAAGGAAAUUGGCAAUUUAUACAAUAUUUCUUCCUUGUUAUUACUUCCAUAGUCUAAUCUGCUUAAUUAAUCUUGGGCUCGGCCCAAUAAAUUAUUUGAUCGACAUUGGGUUUUGGAGCUAGCUAGGUAGAGUACUUCAACAUUGGGCCUCAAACCAUAUAAUAGGCCAUGACAUUGUGUUGUCCAAGCCCAAAAGGCCCAAACCCCUUGUGUGAUGUUGGAACUUAAGACAUCAAGUUUCUUCAUGGUGGAUGUUUGAAAGUAGGGCUUGUUACGUAAUUGUA
This is a messenger RNA of Solanum tuberosum (potato), 1344 nucleotides long. Its product is annotated as BTB/POZ domain-containing protein At3g56230. NCBI's taxonomy places the organism in Eukaryota, Viridiplantae, Streptophyta, Magnoliopsida, Solanales, Solanaceae. Gene Ontology annotation, molecular function: protein binding. The record is from RefSeq and is a predicted model, not a curated record. Bases 178 to 1017 code for a protein of 279 amino acids. The transcript is spliced from 3 exons.